AUGCGAUGGUUGCACAAUCGCUUUCUGAAUUCCUGGAUGUGUUUGACUGUUGCUGUGGUGCACGAUAUCACCUCGUACUCUCCGCACGGCGCCUACGCCCAGAGCAAGUUGGCCCUUGUCCUGUUCACCUACCGGCUGCAGCACCUGCUGGCGGCCCAGGGCAGCCACGUCACCGCCAACGUAGUUGACCCCGGCGUGGUGGACACGGACCUCUACAAGCAUCUCUUCUGGGGCACACGGCUGCUCAAGAAGCUGUUUCACUGGUGGCUUUUCAAGACCCCGGAUGAAGGAGCCUGGACCUCUGUGUACGCAGCUGUCACCCCGGCCCUGGAAGGGGUUGGCGGCCGCUACCUUUACAACGAGAAAGCGACCAAGUCGCUGGCGCUCACAUACGACCGGGAACUUCAGCGACAGCUGUGGGCCAGAAGCUGCCAGAUGACCGGCAUCCCGGAUGGGAGCGGGGACGCCGACUAGGCGUAGCUGCUGCGUCAGGAAGGCAAUGCCUUCAGCCCCCCCAAAACCCAGUCCGUGAAGGAUCCCGUGUGUGCAUUUUCAGAGUCUCCUGUUGGCCGCCCUGCCUGGGGCAGGGAGUCAGGGAGUGAGAGAAACGUUGCUUGUAACCCCGCAGGUGGUUCUCAGCUGUGCAUCCUUGAUCCCAAAGUGUCAAAUUGUUACAGGUGCAUCAAUAAUUAAACCCUGCCACGCACGUGUGCUCAUUUUCUGCCUA
Messenger RNA from Manis javanica (Malayan pangolin), 727 nucleotides. NCBI's taxonomy places the organism in Eukaryota, Metazoa, Chordata, Mammalia, Pholidota, Manidae. The record is from RefSeq and is a predicted model, not a curated record.